This is a messenger RNA of Blastomyces dermatitidis ER-3, 2431 nucleotides long. RefSeq names its product adenylate kinase 1. Gene Ontology annotation, biological process: ADP biosynthetic process. The record is from RefSeq and is a predicted model, not a curated record. Lineage: Eukaryota; Fungi; Ascomycota; Eurotiomycetes; Onygenales; Ajellomycetaceae. Gene Ontology annotation, cellular component: mitochondrion; cytoplasm. The transcript is spliced from 4 exons. The coding region runs from base 674 to 1507 and encodes 277 amino acids. Gene Ontology annotation, molecular function: ATP binding; AMP kinase activity.
CUUUCCCCUUUUUGGUGCUUCAGCUCUCCUCCAGCCGAGCGCAAAGAAAUAACGUUACUACUGGAUUCAAAAAGGUUACAGAGGCAUUGACCAGAUCUUCGGCAAUAAUGUCGCGCGAGGGUGGAUCUGCCGGGUUGCCUGGUCCGCCUGUUGGGGGGGUUUGUUGGUGCCUGGCAAUGGGCCUAUAGAACCGGCGUCCCUUGGAAUAAGUUUAGCUGGCUUGAUGGCUGGCAGGAAAAAAGUAAAUAAUAAGACGCCUGAAGCGCACCUCGGCCGUGUGGGAACUGCGAGAAGGAAAGAAAGCUGUGGUUUUGCCGUCGCUGGUUCGCUGGUUCGUUCGUUUCGUUUCCCAUCCCAACAACCUCACUCACUUCUCCCGGUGUAGAGGGCAAAAAAAAAAAAAAAAAAAAAAAAAAAGCUCCAGUUCCAGGUUCCAAACCCUCUCCACUCUACCUCCCACCACUAUACUACAAUAAUAUACCUCAAUCAACCUACGCCACACAUCUUCAACAAAACAGCAACUACCAUUUUCUCGUUCCUUUCCUUUGUCGAAACUGAGCGACUGCUGGACCUCGAGCACGCCGGCCGUCUUCCGUUGACGUUGACUCCAUCCCCCCCAAUCUCCACUCCAUUUCCCGUCUUCCCCCAUCUCCCCGACACUUCGUUCCACACAAUGGCUCCCAUCAAGGAUGAAACGGUCGAUGGCCUUAAGACCAUCAUCGGCGAGCUGGAGUCGCGCGUGGCUCAAUUGGAAGAGCGGUUGCUGCACGGAGGUGGCUCUUCGCAGCCUAAGUCCGUCGCGGAAUCUGUGCGGAUGAUCUUGAUGGGCCCUCCAGGCGCGGGCAAGGGAACGCAAGCACCUAAAAUCAAGGAAAAAUUCUGCGCCUGUCACCUGGCCACCGGAGACAUGCUGCGGUCACAAGUCGCUCGCAAGACUGAGCUGGGCAAGGAGGCGAAAAAGAUCAUGGACCAAGGUGGAUUGGUUAGCGAUGAGAUUAUGGUUAACAUGAUCAAGCACGAAUUGGAGAAUAACAAGGAGUGCCAGAACGGUUUUAUCCUGGACGGAUUCCCCCGCACAGUCGCCCAGGCCGAAAGAUUAGACAGCAUGCUCAAUUCUCGCGGCCAGAAACUCCAACACGCCAUCGAGCUCCAGAUCGACGACGCCCUCCUCGUCGCGCGGAUAACUGGCCGCUUAGUGCACCCCGCCUCAGGACGCUCGUAUCACAAGAUCUUCAACCCACCUAAGGAGGCCAUGAAGGACGAUAUCACGGGUGAGCCGCUGGUCCAGCGGUCAGAUGAUAACGCCGAUGCGCUGAGUAAGAGACUGAAGACGUACCAUUCGCAGACGGAGCCUGUUGUGGGAUACUACAAGACCACUGGCAUCUGGAAGGGGAUUGACGCCAGCCAGGAGCCUGGACAGGUGUGGAAGAGCCUGCUGCAGGUUUUCGAUGCGGAUAAGGCUGCAGCUUCGAGUGGGAUACUUGGCAAGAUCAGCAUGUCGAAAUAAAGAUUACUAGGCUGAUUACUGUUUUACCCCUUUAUAUUACUCUCUUCGUGUAGUCCUCCCUACGUUUCUCUCUCUCUCUCUCUGUGUAUGUGUGUGUGCGUGUGUCGUCUCAUUUCGACCAAUUCCUCUUUCCUUUUUAUAUAUAUUCUUACUCGGUGCCUUUUUCUCUCCAUCACCAUGUCAUCUGGAUCCCUCCAGUGGAUCCCCUCUUAAGUUUUGCUCCCUCCGGUGCGUUAUAAAUGGAUACCAGCCCACCUAUCAAGCAUAACCAAACCCCUAUUGGAGAAUCUUAUCAUAUAUGCGUCCAGAAUUGUAUGCGCGAAACUUCUACUAUUUUCUCUUUUUCCUCUCUUUUUUUAUCGGUUUUCUUUUUCUUUCUCUUUUCUUAAUUUUCGCCGGUGAUAACAAGGAGGUAAGAAUCCGCCCAUUCCAUCAGGGGACCUCGCAUCGGACCUCGCUCGUGCAUGAAUGGGAAAGGUGAAAUAAGGAACAUUUGCAGAACAGAAGAAAAAGGAAGACAAAAGCGUGCUGUUGUAAAAGAAUACCCCCUUCUGCUACUGUCAAUCAACCGGGCGACUAACUACUGACUGAUAACUAUAUAUUGAAUCGCUUUUUUGUCUCCAAUUCUUCUUGUUCUUCUUUUCUUUUUUUUCUUCUUCUUUUUUUGCUUUCUAUUCUCUCUUUCUACCUAUCUGAACAAAUGUUUCGGUUUGUUCUUAUUUCUUCUGUAUUUGCUUCUCCUUGAUGGAUAUAGAAGGAUGAUUGUGGUUUCUUUCCUUUCAAUAUACUCCGCCUCCUCAUUCUUCUUCUUAUUUCUAUAACCUGCACAUUGCCGGGCAAAUACUUGGUAUCAGAAAGAAAAAGGAGCAAACUAUCCAGAAGGAUAUUCAGGAUUUCUAUUGUUCAUUUCCAUUUCAUCCGUAU